UUUACCCUGUCUUUCCAAACCCAAAAACGGAUCCUAGUUUCAUCUGGACAUAGACUGAUAUAAACGCAACCCUGUAUCCCUCAUUCAAGCGCAGCUCCUCUACCGCAGUCAUCGUCAAAUCACCCUCCAUUCUUUCCGCUUAAAAUAAAAACCUAAAAAGGCCCAAUCAACUGAUCAGUCAUCACCGCCGUAGUCAUCUCUACCGACUUUUCCCAAACCACACCGUCCGGGAAUACUCCGUCGUCCUGAGUGCGUCCGACCAAGUUUUGAUCUAGCAGGGACAUUUUUUCUCAGUGGUAAGCAUACCGGAACAUGGCUGAUCUGGACGAUUUACUCCUGGAGGCAGCUGGAAGAACUAAUGGAAGUGGAAGGAGUCGUCAUUCACCUAUGUCUAGGAGGCACCAUAGAGAUGAUGGAAGCGACUCAAGAGAUGAUGAUUCAGAUGAUGAUCGGGGUUAUCCAAACAGAAAACUAUCUGGAUCACAAGUUCCUCUAAAGAAGAGGCUGGAUGCUGCAGAGAGAGAUGAUGAUCACAGUGAUCGUGAAGGUGAAGGUGAUGACUAUGAUCAUGAGCGUGAUAGUGAUGACGAUUCAAUUGGGAGUGACCUUUACAGGGAUGAAAAUGACCGUCUACACCUUGCACAGAUGACUGAGCUUCAAAGAGAGAUGAUACUGACAGACCGGGCAUCAAAGAGAUCUGACAAACAGAUGCAUGACAAAUUACGUGGGAAGAACAGCCAAGUAAGAAAAUCUAGCCCUCCUCCUUCACAGCCUCGUGGAACCCGCUCCUCCACCAGAGCUCUAGGUCGGGGAGCAGAAAGGGAAGGGGCGUUGCUCACCUUAAAGUCAAAACGAGCAAGACAGCAGGAUCCUGAAAGUCAUUCGCAAACCAAAGAUGCAGCUCGAAGAGGUUCUGGCAGCAGCAGCAGGGGUUACUCACCUCUUAAGCGGGGCAAAUUUCCAGCUGCAACCAUAGAGACCCCUAACAGAGCUGAGAGUGGGUCCCAAAGUGGUGACGGAGAGUAUGGGGAUGAUGGGAUGGCCGACAGUGAUGAUGACAAGGCUUCACCGUUGCCAACUUAUGAGGAUAUAAAAGAAAUCACCAUCCGGCGAUCAAGACUUGCAAAGUGGUUCAUGGAACCCUUCUUUGAUGAGUUGAUUGUUGGUUGUUUUGUGAGGGUUGGGAUUGGGCGGUCCAGGUCGGGGCCCAUUUAUAGGCUUUGUAUGGUACGCAAUGUAGAUUCCGCAGAUCCAAACAAGCAGUACAAUUUAGAAAACAAAACCACAUACAAGCAUCUGAAUGUCACUUGGGGAAACGAAAGCUCUGCCGCCAGGUGGCAGAUGGCCAUGGUUUCUGACUCACCUCCUCUGAGAGAAGAAUUCGAGCAGUGGGUCAGGGAGGUUGAGAAAGGUGGUGGACGGAUGCCCAGCAAACAGGAUGUGUUGGAAAAGAAGGAGGCCAUACAGAAGACAAAUACAUUUGUCUACUCAGCUGAUACUGUUAAGCAAAUGUUGCAAUUGAAAAAAUCUGCCACGUGGAAGCCUCUGAAUGUUGCUAUUGAGAAGGAGCGGUUAAGAAGGGAGAUGGAAGUGGCAAAAAUGAAGAAUGACGAAGCUGAGGUAAAGAGGAUUACGGCUAGGGUCCAAGAACUUGAGGCCACCAGACAAACGCAGGAGAAAGAUGGCAAGGCUCAUAGGCUGGCUGAGAUGAACAGAAAGAACAGGGUUGAGAAUUUCAAGAACGCGUCUGAACUGAAACCUGCUGUUGAACUGGCAGCUGGAGAUGAGGGAUAUGACCCGUUCUCGAGAAGAUGGACUAGGUCAAGGAAUUACUUUGCAGGGAAGCAAAGCGGCGAAGAGGUGGGGGUCACAGAAAGGGAUGAGGCUCCUCCUCCUGCUGUUGCCGCCGCCAUCCCUUCUCAUGUAGGUAUGGCGGCCACAGCUGCCGCACUGCAAGCAGCAGCAGGUGCAGGGAAGUUGGUUGAUACAAGUGCUCCGGUUGAUCAAGGGACAGAAUCAAACACAUUACAUGAUUUUGAGUUACCCAUCUCCUUGGCUAUACUUCAGAAGUUUGGAGGGCCACAAGGAGCCCAUGCAGGGUUCAUGGCACGGAAACAGAGGCUAGAGGCAACUGUUGGGCGUGGAGUACCUGAGGAUGAUGGCAGAAUCCAUGCGCUGACUUUGACUGUCAGUGACUACAAGAGGAGGAUGGGGCUGCUUUGAUAAAUACAUAUGCAUAAUGCUGUUGCCCAAUUCAGUUUCUUCAUUGAUUUAACAAUCACGGGGUGACCUCACAAAACAGCUAUUUUAGAUUUUAAAUGUAAUUUACUGUUCUUAAGAUAAGUUUUUUUUUAACUUUCAAGUUUCACGUUUCCUUGUUCAAAAUGUAACCCUUAAAAAAACUUGAAAUGACCCUGUUUAAAGUAUUAGUAUCAUGGUUACUUUUUCUGGAUUUCUUUCCUACAGCAAGCUCAUGUGGUGUAAAUUGCAUCCUCCAUGGCUGCAUCAUUGUAGUGUAGUGAAAGUUUUUAGUCAACUCUUGAACACUCAUACUAGGGAUGGACUGGGCCGGGUCGAACCGGCCCGGAACCGAACCGGCCCGCUAAUGUGUGGGCCCGGACCGGACCGGGAACGGUUGGCCGGUUCCGGACUUUUAGCCCGUUUGGGCGGGUCGGGCGGGCUGGGCUCGGGCCCAGUUUUGGGCGAACUGGCCCGGGCGGUUCGGGCUGGGCCCG
Cuscuta europaea is the source of this 2735-nucleotide messenger RNA. NCBI's taxonomy places the organism in Eukaryota, Viridiplantae, Streptophyta, Magnoliopsida, Solanales, Convolvulaceae. The record is from the annotation of a GenBank genome assembly.